UCCUGGGCCGGGCCCCAUGGCCCAGACCCCCCAGGCUCCCGAGGGCAUAUCCUGUGAGCUGCGAGGCGAGAUCACCAGGUUCCUGUGGCCCAAGGCAGCGGAGCUGCUGCUGAAAACCUGGCUGCCCCAACGCGAGGGUGCGGAACGGGGUCACGUCCUGGCACUGCUGCCAUGGAGAGCCUACCUGCUCCACACCUGCCUCCCCCUGAGGGUGGACUGCACGUUCAGCUACCUGGAGGUCCAGGCCAUGGCACUGCAGGAGACACCCCCUCAGGUCACCUUUGAGCUGGAGUCGUUGCCUGAGCUGGUCCUGGAGUUUCCUGGCGUGGCUGCCCUGGAACAGCUGGCCCAGCAUGUGGCCGCCGCCAUCAGGAAGGUCUUCCCUCACUCGACCCUUGGGAAGCUAUUCCGGAGGCCCACGCCCCCCUCCAUGCUGGCUCGCCUGGAGAGAAGCGUUCAUCCCUCCGAGGCCACUGCACCCAGCAGACCCUGUGGUGGCUUUGUGGAGACUUAUGAGGCUCUUUGCGACUACAAUGGCUUCCCUUUCCGAGAGGAGAUUCAGUGGGAUGUGGACACCAUCUACCAUCGCCAGGGCUGCCGCCAUUUCUGCCUGGGGGACUUCAGCCACCUGAGCAGCCGGGACCUGGCCCUGAGCGUGGCUGCCCUGUCCUACAACCUGUGGUUCCAGUGCCUCUCCUGCGUGGACAUGAAACUGAGCCUCGAGGUCUUGGAACAAAUUCUGCACGUGAUGAGUCAGUCUUCCCACCUAGAGGAGCUGGUGCUGGAGACCUGUGGCCUGAGGGGAGACUUCGUGCGGCGGCUGGCGCGGGUGCUGGCGGAACACCCGAGCUCUGGGCUGCGGGAGCUCAGCCUGGCGGGGAACCUGCUGGACGACCGAGGCAUGGCGGCCCUCAGCAAACACCUGGAGCAUCGGCCGGGCGCCCUGAGGAGACUCAGCCUGGCGCAGACGGGGUUGACCCCUCGAGGCGCGCGGGCCCUGGGCCGGGCGCUGGCCUCCAACGCCGCCUUCGACUCUGCCCUGACCCACCUGGACCUUUCUGGGAACCCCGGGGCGCUGGGGCCCUCGGAGGACACCGGGGGCCUCUACAGCUUCCUGAGCCGCCCCAACGUCCUGACGCGCCUGAACCUCGCGGGCACCGACGCGGCCCUGGACACUCUCUUCUCGGCCCUGGCCCGGGGCUGCAGCGCCAGCCUCGCGCACCUCGACGCCUCGAGGAACGUCUUCUCCCGCACGAAGCCCCGGGCCGCGCCCGCCGCCCUGCAGCUCUUCCUGCGCCGCGCCGGGGCGCUGCGGCACCUGGGCCUGGCGGGCUGCAAGCUGCCGCCGGACGCGCUCAGGGCCCUUCUGGAAGGCCUCGCGCUCAACACGCACAUGAGCGACCUGCACCUGGACCUCAGCGCCUGCGAGCUGCGCUCAGCGGGCGCGCAGGUGAUCCAGGACUUGGUGUGCGACGCCGCCGCCGUGACCUCCCUGGACCUGGCCGAGAACGGCUUCGGCUCAGACAUGGUGACCCUGGUGCUGGCCAUCGGGAGGAGCCGCUCCCUGAGACACGUGGCGCUCGGCAGGAACUUCAACGUCCGGUGCAAGGAGACCCUGGACGACGUCCUGCACCGGAUCGUCCAGCUCAUGCAGGACGACGACUGCCCGCUGCAGUCCCUGUCCGUGGCCGAGUCCCGCCUGAAGCUGGGCGCCAGCGUCCUGCUCCGGGCCCUGGGCGCCAAUCCCAACCUGUCGGCGCUGGACAUCAGCGGCAACGCCAUGGGGGACGCGGGCGCCAAGUUACUGGCCAAGGCCCUCCGCGUCAACACGCGGCUCCGGUCUGUGGUCUGGGACCGGAACCAGACGUCCGCUCUGGGCCUGCUGGACGUGGCGCAGGCCCUGGAGCAGAACCGCAGCCUGAAGGCCAUGCCUCUGCCCCUGAGUGACGUGGCCCAGGCUCAGCGCAGCCGCCCAGAGCUGACAGCGCGCGCAGUGCAUCAGAUCCAAGCCUGUCUCUUGAGGAACAACCACACGGGCCCAGUCUCUUCUGCCUGCACCUCCCAUCAGAAGGCACUGGGGCUGCUCUCAGACCCCUCGGAGCAGGAAGUGAACGAGCUGUGUCAGUCGGUGCAGGAGCACGUGGAGCUGCUGGGCUGUGGAGCCGGGCCCCAGGGUGAAGCUGCUGUGCGCCAGGCCGAGGAUGCCAUCCAAAAUGCCAACUUCUCUCUCAGUAUUCUCCCCAUCCUGUAUGAGGCUGGGAGCUCCCCAAGCCAUCAGUGGCAGCUGCGGCAGAAGCUGGAGGGCCUCCUGGGACAGGUGGGCGAGGUCUGCCGCCAGGACAUUCAGGACUUCACUCAGACCACCGUGGACACAACAAGGAGCCUCUGCCCUCAGAUACUGCAGGGCCCCCGGUGGAGGGAGCAGCUAGAGGGGCUCCUGCUGGACUCCAGGACCCUCCCAGAGCUGCUCCCGGAGCACCUGCUGCAAGAUGCCUUCACUAGGCUCAGGGACAUGCGACUUGCCGUCACGGGGACCUUGGCAGAGAGCAUUGUGGCUCAGGCCCUGGAGGGUCUGAGUGCAGCCCGGGAUCGGCUGGUGCAAAGUCUGGCUCAGCAGGCGACCGUGGCAACGCCCCCCGCCCUACCGGCCCUGGACGGAGGAGAGCCCAGCCCCCUCGCGUCUGCGUCUGGGGAGUUGGACGGCCUUUUCUUCCCCGACGACGAGGAGGAGGAGGACGACAGCGCCCCAGAGAAACGGCCCGAGACCAGCCGCCGCCUUCACCUGGCCCCCUCCGCUCCCAGUGCCGCCGCGGACCCGGAGCAGGAGCCGGCGCUGGCGGCUCCCGGAGAAGAUGCGGAGCCGCAGGCAGGGCCGUCCGCGCGCGGCUCGCCGAGCCCCGCCACCCCCGCGCUGCAGGCCGGGCCGCUGCCGCGCAUGGACCUCCCACCCGCCGGGCAGCCCCUGCGCCAUCCCACCCGGGCCCGGCCGCGGCCGCGGCGCCAGCACCACCAUCGCCCGCCGGCGGGGGGUCCCCAGGUGCCCCCAGCCCUGCCACAGGAAGGGAAUGGGCUCAGCGCCCGGGUGGACGAGGGCGUGGAAGAAUUCUUCUCCAAAAGGCUAAUCCAGCAGGACCGCCUCUGGGCUCCUGAGGAGGACACGGCCACCGAGGGGGGUACCACCCCCGUCCCACGUACGCUGCGGAAGAAGCUGGGCACCCUUUUUGCCUUCAAGAAGCCUCGUUCAACACGUGGGCCCCGGCCUGAUCUAGAGACCAGCCCUGGGGCAGCUCCCCGUACCCGGAAAACCACACUUGGGGACUUGCUUAGGCCCCCAGCCCGUCCUGGCCGGGGCGAGGAGCCCGGUGGGGCCGAGGGCGGCAGCCCCGACCCUACUCGCAGGAGCCGACCUCGCUACACGCGGGAGAGCAAGGCCUACUCCAUGAUACUUCUGCCUGCGGAGGAGGAGGAGGCGACUCUGGGUGCCAGACCCGACAAGCGGCGGCCUCUGGAGCGGGGGGAGACGGAGCUGGCCCCGUCCUUUGAACAGCGGGUACAAGUGAUGCUGCAGCGCAUCGGCGUGAGCCGGAGCAGCGGGGCCGCUGAGGGCAAGAGGAAACAAAGCAAAGACGGCGAGAUCAAGAAGGCCGGCUCGGACGGUGACAUCAUGGACAGCUCCACGGAGGCGCCGCCCAUCUCCAUCAAGUCCCGCACCCACUCGGUCUCUGCUGACCCCUCGUGCAGACCUGGGCCGGGGGGCCAGGGCCCCGAACCCACCACCUGGAAGUCGCUGGGGCAGCAGCUGAACGCCGAGCUCAGGGGCCGUGGCUGGGGCCAGCAGGAUGGCCCCGGCCCCCCCUCCCCUGGCCCCAGCCCCCGAAGAGCCACCCCGUCUCCAGACAGCUUGGGCCUGCCCGAGGACCCCUGCUUAGGGCCCAGGAAUGCAGAACGGCCCCUGCGGCUGCAGCGCUCCCCUGUCCUCAAGCGCAGGCCAAAGCUUGAGGCGCCCCCCUCUCCCAGCCUAGGAGCUGGUCUUGGAGCGGAGCCUCUGCCUGCACAGCCCACAGAGCCGCCCAGCCCGGAGCAGAACCCCCCCUCCCCAGCCACAGACCAAAGAGGCGGCGGCCCUGACCUCUGACCCUCCCCUUUCCUGCCGCAUGAGAUUAUUUUAUUAAAAAACUCAAAGGAAGAG
This is a messenger RNA of Talpa occidentalis (Iberian mole), 4189 nucleotides long. It is a transcript of the gene CARMIL2, whose product is annotated as capping protein regulator and myosin 1 linker 2. The record is from RefSeq and is a predicted model, not a curated record. The transcript is spliced from 38 exons. Lineage: Eukaryota; Metazoa; Chordata; Mammalia; Eulipotyphla; Talpidae. Gene Ontology annotation, molecular function: protein binding. Gene Ontology annotation, cellular component: lamellipodium; plasma membrane. Gene Ontology annotation, biological process: regulation of Arp2/3 complex-mediated actin nucleation; cell migration. The coding region runs from base 17 to 4135 and encodes 1372 amino acids.